Molecule: messenger RNA, 2220 nt
Organism: Guyanagaster necrorhizus
Lineage: Eukaryota; Fungi; Basidiomycota; Agaricomycetes; Agaricales; Physalacriaceae
Exons: 3
Coding region: 83-2032 (649 amino acids)
Source: RefSeq, a predicted model, not a curated record
UUUCUCUUCUAGCCAUGACCUCAGAUGACGGACUCAGUAUCCCGGGGCCACAAAGGACAUCACAGGACAAAGCAACCCCCAAAUGUCUCUAACCGUCCAUCAUUAUACCAAUGGCAACAUCGACCAGGAAUCUCUAUUAUUUACUGCUAGACGGCUCGCUCUCAAAGGGACCUGGCUCACGCCUCCAUUUCUCCGUACCUUGCGCUUAAAUUUUGAUGCUCAAUGGGAAUAUGCCAUUUCCCCGCCAGUUUUCGAUGCGGGAAAACAUACUCGUCGGCCACUCAGAGACUGGGGCGAUUUGGAGCAAGACGGAGACGAAGGAAAGGGGCUCGAAGAGCUUGAGGAAUGGGUACCGUGGUCGCGAGAAGAUCUACGUUCCCGGGUGCAGGAGUACAGGGACGUAGAGAUGGAAGAAGCUGAUACAGGAUUUAUCGUUACCGACGAUGAUGAAGAACAGCCAUACGACCCUUCGAAACGACUCGUCCUGGACGCACAUUUCGUUACCCCCAAUGAUGGUUCUGACACGAGGUCGAAACAUCCUUCUAUCUCGCCCUCGACCUUGCGGCGAAACGGCGUUCACCCUUUUCGGCGGUUGGCCGAAAGAGGAGAAAGCAAUGCAGCCUCGACCUCCUCGAAACCAGGUUUAGAAGGUGAAGGAAAUUUGAGCUUCAUUGGAGACGCUGAUAAUGAGGGAUUCGAUGAAGCCGAUACGGGAUUCCACAUAGACGAGGGUGAGAUGGAGGAAGAUAUGAGCUUCGGUUUCGUCCUUUCCGAGGCAACUGGUAUCUCCUUCACCUGGGGUGCUGAUGUCCACAAAGUGGACGAGGAUGAAAUGAACACGGCAUUCGUUGAUGAACGUCCGUCUGCUGAAGACGAGGAGGAAGAUGAGGCGUGUGUGGCAUUAGACCUUCUUUUAUCAUCUCAAGAAAGCAAGGAGAAGGAUUUCAAUCUGCCACGUAGGGUUUCAGAAGCCUUACGUGGCAGAGAAGAUAAAGCUGUCUUUGAGCAUGGAUGGUCGGCCGAAGCUGACACCGGAUUUCAUAUCGAGGAUCACGACGAGGAUUACACGGACAGCCAAUUUUUCCUCCCGUCCAUUGAUCAUAGUCGAUCCAACAAUGAGGCGAGCACAGCUCACGUAGAGGGAGACAGAAACUCUUCAUCUGUUGACGGGUCCUUCCCUGACGCACCCAUUGAACCGCCAGAUGAAAGCCCAGAUAUCCUGAUGUUGGACGAUGAUGAAAACGAAGACGAAGACGCGAAUACGGGGUUCGUCAACUUCAAAGCCAAUCUGGAUGCAGACGAAGAGGACGAAGAAGAAGACAUCGACUCUCGGUUCAUUCUGUCGGAUGCAGACAUACAAUAUCACAAUGGCUCUAUCAGUGAAAUCCUGGAUGCCGAUGAUUUCACUGUGCAGGAUGUGAAAGAAGAAGAGGAGGGGGAAACAGAGAAUCAUGUCGAGGGCGAGUACGAAGAAGAUAGGAUCUCAGAAUGGGUCACUGUCGUAGAUGAAGACGAUUCCAAAGUUCGCGAUCCAAACGAUGAUGAUUACGAGUAUAAAGAACAUCCCUCUAGGCUCAUACCCAUCCCUCAAACUAUCAUCUCGAAAUUGCUUACAUCGCCUGUCCAUACUCCGCAACGCUUCUUGGAGAAGUAUCAAUCCCUCUCUGCCCGCGUUGACUCUCUGGGGUCUGGCCUGGGGUGGAUAAUCCCUGUCACCACUCCUGGUGGGGUAGUGCUCGUUGACGGACACGAGGCCCCUGGGCUUUGGACGCCCCGCUCCCUAGCAGCCUUUUGGUCUUUCCUGUGCGAGUCAUUGCAUAAGGAAACAGGGAUGGGUGUGGCGUACGACUAUUUUGGAGGGAAUGGGUAUUUUUUCAAGCUGUAUCAUGACGCGAGGCUCAGCGUGUUGUUGAGGGGACGGCUGGAUGAGUGGGUUUGGAGGGCUGGGGACGAGGAGGGUGGUGUAAGGAUGUUCCAAGGUUUGCGAUUGUCGCUACUCGAUGCGGUCAAUGAGGAGGUCGGCGUCUGGUGAAAUUGGCUCUAUCUAUAUCUAUUUUCUAUGUUGAAUUAGGUUAACCAUCUGUCGGGUUUCCUCUGGCUAUGUAGCUCGCUGGGUUGGUUCUACUCCCUCUGCAUCAUAACAGCAGAUCUUCAGGACAUCGGAAUCGGCCAUAGAUCGCACGCACCCUGAUGAAGAAGUUCUACAGGUGUCGUUCAGAG